Messenger RNA from Quercus robur (English oak), 3810 nucleotides. RefSeq lists its product as uncharacterized. NCBI's taxonomy places the organism in Eukaryota, Viridiplantae, Streptophyta, Magnoliopsida, Fagales, Fagaceae. The record is from RefSeq and is a predicted model, not a curated record. The transcript has 4 exons. The coding region runs from base 1 to 3810 and encodes 1269 amino acids. Gene Ontology annotation, molecular function: nucleic acid binding; RNA-DNA hybrid ribonuclease activity.
AUGGAAUCCAACCCAGAUUCAACGGCCUUGGCCCAGCAAAUUCAAGCCCUGGCAGCCACCAUCGAGGAACUCACCAGGCAGAACCAGGAAAUGAAGCUGCGGCUCCAGCAGGUCCAACAAGCUCAACAGGAAGAAAACCGGUCCAAGGGUAACACGGAGGGAGAGGGGGAUAGCCAACAGAGGGAAACCCCCCGGAGACCAACUACUCCGGACGAACAAAACUCAGAUCUUCUUCGGGAAAUGAGGAAAGAGAUGGACGAACUAAGGAGCGCCAUCAAGGAAAAGACAGACCGGAGUGUAGACAAGAUGGUGGACGAAGCUGAUGACAAGGUGCAACUGACGACCUUCAAGGCAGGGUUGAAAUCCAGAGAUCUUGUAGCCUCCCUUGCCAAAAACCCCCCGAAGACAAUGGCUGAGAUGCUCCUGAAGGCCCAAAAAUACAUGAAUGCGGAAGACGCUCUAGCUGCCAUAAAAGAUACCGAGAGGCUGGGAGACAAGUCCAAGCGGGAAGACGACCGCAGAGGGCAAAAGAGAGACAGACCAGAACGUCGGAACAAUGACGGGAAUAGAAGGAGGGAUGAAAAAAAUCCUCGUCAGAAAGGAGAAUAUAGCAAGUUCAGAGACGACAACAGGACCCAAAAAGAAUCCUUCAAUCGGGAUGACGACCAUACAUCCCAACCUCCACGCAAGGUGAUCGGGGAGAUAAACACGAUCACGGGAGGACCAUUCUCAGGAGGGUCAUUCAGAUCGCUUAGAAAAGCAUGCUACAGACAGGUAAACAGCGUCCACGCCAUUCCUCCGUCCAAGUACCAACGAACGUACCAAGAUAUGUCCUUUAAUGAAGGAGACGCCAGGGGAGUGAAACAGCCUCACAACGAUCCCCUGGUCAUAGUACUGAAUAUAGAAGGGUUCAAUACCAGAAGGAUCCUUGUUGAUAACGGAAGCUCAGCGGAUAUCAUCUACCUCCCAGCCUUCCAGCAGUUGAAGUUAGAUCCAAAAAGGCUCCGUCCUUUUGACUCUCCGCUGGUCAGUUUCAGUGGAGACAGGGUCUACCCCAGGGGUAUAGUGACUCUGACGGUGACAGUAGGAACCUACCCGUUGCAGCUGACCAAACAAGUAGAUUUCCUGGUUGUAGAUUGCCCCUCAUCUUACAAUGUCAUCAUUGGGAGGCCUACCCUAAACAAGUGGAAGGCAGCAACGUCCACAUAUUGUUUGAAGGUGAAAUUCCCAACAGACGAUGGUGUAGGUGAGGUGAAGGGUGAUCAGGUCCUGGCAAGGGAGUGCUACCAGGCCGUACUGGCAAGAAAGGAGAACCACACGUGGACGAUAGAAGAAAAAGAGGAAGACGGAGUGGAGACCCUGGAAGCAGUGGAGUUGGUAGAAGGAAAUGCGGACAGGACAACCAGGAUAGGGACGACGCUAAGCCCUGAGAUGAGAACGAGACUUAUAAAGUUCCUUAAAGGGAAUCUUGAUGUCUUUGCAUGGAGUCACGAGGACAUGCCAGGCAUUUCUCCAGAGAUCAUCCAGCAUAGACUGAAUGUGGACGCCAACGGGAAGCCCGUUCAGCAACGACGAAGAACUUUCGCUCCAGAGCGAGAUCAAGCAGUAGCAGAAGAGGUAACCAAACUCUUGACGGCUGGAUUCAUCCGGGAGGUAUACUACCCAGAAUGGCUCGCCAACGUCGUCCUGGUGAAGAAACCAAACGGAAAGUGGAGAAUGUGUGUAGACUUCACUGACUUGAAUAAAGCAUGCCCAAAGGACAGCUUCCCUCUACCAAGGAUAGACCAGCUCGUGGACUCUACCGCUGGACACAAGUUGUUGACGUUCAUGGACGCCUUUUCAGGGUACAACCAGAUAAAGAUGGCUGAAGAAGACCAGGAGAAGACCGCCUUCAUCACCAGCCAGGGACUCUAUUGUUAUAAGGUGAUGCCUUUUGGGUUGAAAAAUGCUGGAGCUACAUAUCAGAGGUUGGUAAACAAAAUGUUCAACCAACAAAUUGGCAGAAACAUGGAGGUAUAUGUAGACGAUAUGCUCGUCAAAAGUAAGGAAGAGCUCGCUCAUCUGGACGACCUGGAGGAGACUUUUACAACCCUGAGAAAACACCGGAUGAAGCUGAAUCCUAGCAAAUGUGUUUUUGGGGUAGCCUCGGGAAAAUUCCUGGGAUUCAUGGUGUCCCAGAGAGGAAUAGAAGCCAAUCCAGAAAAAGUACAAGCUAUCAUUGACAUGGCUCCACCCAAGACCGUCAAGGAUGUACAAAAACUUACGGGAAGGAUAGCAGCUCUAAACAGGUUCGUCUCUAGGGCCACAGACAAAUGCUUGCCCUUUUUCAAAACUCUCAAGCAGGCCUUUGCUUGGACUGACGAGUGCGAAGCAGCGUUCCAAGAGUUGAAGCGAUAUCUGAGCAGUCCACCUCUCCUGAGCCCGUCCAAAGGAGGGGAGAACCUAUAUUUGUACCUGGCAGUAUCAGCCUCGGCAGUCAGCGCAGCCUUGAUUAGAGAGGAAGGCAAGAAGCAACUCCCGGUGUACUACGUCAGCCAGGCCUUUCAAGGAGCUGAGUUCAGGUACCCAAGAAUUGAAAAGAUUGCGUUCGCGCUUAUAGUAGCCUCGCGCAAGCUCAGACCGUAUUUCCAGUCAAAUCCUAUCCUUGUAAUGACGGACCAGCCAAUCAAGAAAUCAAUGAACAAACCGGAAGCAGCAGGGAGAAUGGUCCAAUGGGCAAUCGAACUCAGCCAAUUUGACAUCGAGUACCAUCCAAGAGUAGCCAUCAAGGCACAAGCUCUGGCUGACUUCAUCGCCGAAUUCACUCUUCCAGACGAAGAAGGAACUACUGACGAAGUUGAUAAAUGGACAAUACAGACAGAUGGUUCGUCGGCCCAAAAGAGGGGGGGAGUAGGGGUCGUCAUAACUACCCCCGACGGAGAAGUGAUGAAGUAUGGAGUUCAACUGGAAUUCCCAGCCACCAAUAAUGAAGCCGAAUAUGAAGGAAUAUUGACGGCCUUGAGGCUUGGAAAAGCUCUUGGUGCCAAAAAUUUGCUGGUCCAGAGUGAUUCAAAGCUGGUGAUCGGGCAGAUCAAUGGAGAGUAUGAGGCAAAGGAGGAAAGGAUGCAGAAAUACCUUAAAUUGACGAGGAUUUUAAUUCAGGAGUUCGACACAGUGGAUUUCGUCCAGAUACCAAGAAACCAGAAUAUUGAAGCUGACGAAGUGUCGAAACUAGCGUCGUCAGAAUCAGGAAUGACAAGCGCAGACGUGGCAAUAGAAAUUCAGAAAUGCCCAAGUAUUGAGGAGGUGGCAAUACUCACCACCCAGAGCACAAACACCUGGAUGACGCCCUUGAUAUCCUUCCUCCGAGACGGACACUUACCCCAGAAUACUGACGAAGCCAGAAAGGUCAAAAAGAGAGCAGCCAGGUUCACGAUCCUAAAUGACGUCUUGUACAAAAGAGGCUUCUCUAUGCCCUACCUGAAGUGCGUCGACGAGGACGAGGCUAAAUACAUCCUAGAAGAAGUACACGGAGGAGUCUGUGGCGACCAUGCCGGCCCCAGAUCCCUAGUAAACAAGGUGAUAAGAGCAGGGUACUUUUGGCCAACCAUGCAGGGGGAUGCUGCUAACCUCGUCAGAAGAUGCAGCAGAUGCCAGCGGUACGGAAAUGUCCAACGGCUGCCAGCAGAGAAGAUGACGACCAUAUCCUCCCCAUGGCCAUUCGCGCAAUGGGGAAUCGACAUCGUCGGUCCUCUGCCCCAAGGUAAAGGUCAGGCAGUACAGGUCAACCAUGAGGCCUAUAAAUCAUUAAGUAACAAGAUUCCGCCUUGA